AUGACAAUUGAUCGCGGCGAGGGCCUUCCACACAAGCCGAAAUACGAAUGGAGGAGGGAUGGCCUUGCUGCUACACGUGUCUUCGAGUAUUAUUGGGCAUCAAAUACGAUAUCAACAUUAGGAAUAUUCGAAGUGACCAGUGCAGCAGUCGGCUAUGCGAAUAGAGAGGUCAACUCUGGCAGCGUUUUUUUGUUCACACAGAGUCUUCUCGUUUCCGUCCGAACGGUUGCCAAUAUACUCUGUAGGAGAUCGCUAAGACAAGAACAAACACUGUUCGUGGCGUCGUGGGGUGACAGCGUGUUGUCGAACGGUUAUGCUGAUCGAAUGGUUCCGUUAGCAACUUCAUUGUACGAAUGCAACAUGUAUGUCGCUCUUACAGUGCCAGCUAUCGACAAACGUCGCAGCGAGCCGGUAGCAGCCCCGGAAUUGCAUCAAAAUUUGACGGUGUGCACUUCAGCGCCGCAUCACCUUUUUCGGGAAUUCUGCUCCGAGGACGCCACCGUUGGAAUACCGACACCUCGUUCUAGCCCGUCGAGAUCGGGUAUAUUGUCGGCGUCGGCCAGCCCGAAACGAAGUGCGUCGUCAGCUUCUGUCGUACCCCCGCGACGUUGUUCGACAGCAAUAGCUGAUCGUCGCAUAUCGGCCGCGCCUUCAUGUUUCGUUAUUGGUGGCGUAAUAGGUAGCGCUGCUGGGGGGAGCAGCGGGUCUCGCCAACGCAGAGCUGAUGACGAUUUCGACGGCUGGCUCGAGUUUUAUCAGAAGCGAGUUCCGCCCCCUAGGAAAAGCUCUCUUUCGUGUCUUUCGCCGAACGCUGGGGGGUACCGCUGUCGCUCAUUCUCGAUCACGCCCAAGGGUAGCGUACUUAAUCUUGGCGAGCGAAUACGACUCGUUGGCGCGUCUGGCGUAGGGAAAUCGUGCCUUGUGGAACAGCUUAGAGACGGCUUCUCUAAUAACACAAACGAAUUAGGAUACCUCGAUAUUGUAACGAGUCCACCACCGUCAGCGCAAUGCAGCCUGGAUACUCAGUCAACGAGAAUCCUUUUAGACGGAGAGGAGUUUGAUGUUGAUUUUGAUGAACUGCUUAAUACAGACGUUAACAUUGACAGUGUGAGCAGAUCAGAUGCGUUCGUCGUAAUCUACUCUGUCACAGAUCGUUCGAGCCUGGACGCGGCGGAGGACACCCUCAAGUGCCUGCGAAGAACUUUCGGCUAUUGUCGUGGAGGAACUAACAAACGACGCCCUCUUGCGGCCACGUCACGACCUAGCCAACAUGAACAUUCUCAGGCACUUCAGGCUAAACCCAUCAUACUUGCCGGCAACAAGGCAGAUCUUGCCCGAAAGCGAACCGUUUAUGUCGAAGAGGGACGCGCUUUGGCCAAGAGGUUUGAUUGUCGUUUUCUCGAGACGUCCGCUUGUAUCGGUCACAACGUUGAUGAGCUGCUUGUAGAAACCUUGAAACAAAUUCGACUUCUGAAGCGCCGCUCACCGUCGCUUCCCGGUUGGUCACUAUCGUUUCCGGCAAAGUUCGUCGCGUGUUCAGAAAUCACCGAUCUGCCAUCGCUUACCGGUGCAUCCGCUCCGUCGAACGCGGCAAAUUCAACUCCAUGUUCGGCUGCGAUAGCCGGGCGGUCAGAGGCUCGAACCUUCUGCUUUAAAGCGAGAAGUUUCUCACGGAGGUUUUAGACUUGGUGCGAUUCUAGCAGGACGCGGUCUUAUGAUGAUCUGGACGUCCUGUGAGAUGACGCACAAGUUUAAGAUUUUCUGAUAGGAUGUUUUAGCGUAACUCUCUUUGUGGCAAAAAAAAACAACUAAAUCGAAAGUAGAUUGACAGAAGUGGACUAAGAAUUGUAAAAUUUUGUGAAACACGCCAGACUUUCUGCGAACAACGAGCCAACAGAAGCAUACGUAAUGGAACCCUUAAGAAUAUAUCUGUGGUGUAUUAAUGCUUACAUAACUUUAGCUAUGACAACUAGUCAUUCUUAAAACGUUUGAAUUGUCUAAGCUUUUCUGGAAAUUAUUUUUCGAGGUAAGUCUGAAGAGUAUGCCUUGUGCGACGAACUUUUGUGGUCGCGACCCAGGGUCUUUAUUUCCGUAUUGCUUAUUUACAAUUUUAGAUCAACAAACGAAAGGUUCUAAUUACAUUUUAUUAUGCUGUUUAUUGUGUAAAUAAAUAUUUGUAGUUGUAGUUGUGAUAUAAUACAUGAAUGGCCAGAAAUUGUUGCACAAAUAAGCUAUAAUAGCUACGAUUCAUAUUGGCGCUAUGGAAAAAAAAACAUUGAUAACGAUAUCUAGCGCGUAACGAUCAUUUGAAGUUUCGCGACGAAAGCUUUGUGUCUACAGCGAUGAGUCUAUGUUGUACUUAUUUAAUUUGCUUUCAUAAACCUCUUACUAGAAAGAGCAAGCUAAUAUUCGAAUUUCUCUAGAUCGGUCUUCGAAGCUGGUCGAGAAUACAGACGAGGGAAAGAUCUUUCGUUGACACAGACCGCUUACUGACAAGACGUCUAGAGGAAGUAACUUAAUUCUAUCAAUUCGUAUUUAGUAGUUCAAGUAGAAAUUAAUAAAUAGACUAUUUGCUAUUACG
Varroa destructor (honeybee mite) is the source of this 2581-nucleotide messenger RNA. RefSeq lists its product as uncharacterized. Gene Ontology annotation, cellular component: plasma membrane. The record is from RefSeq and is a predicted model, not a curated record. Lineage: Eukaryota; Metazoa; Arthropoda; Arachnida; Mesostigmata; Varroidae. Gene Ontology annotation, molecular function: calcium channel regulator activity; GTPase activity; GTP binding.